This is a messenger RNA of Symbiodinium sp. CCMP2456, 309 nucleotides long. Lineage: Eukaryota; Dinophyceae; Suessiales; Symbiodiniaceae. The record is from the annotation of a GenBank genome assembly.
AUGACGCAGCGACGUUGCCGAGUGGGCUUCUUCCUUCUGACUGCGCUUUGUGUCUCGUCUUGGCCAAGCUUCCUCGGAGGACCGGCAGCAUGGCGCAGGCCUUCGAUUGCACGAUCUGCCUCUGAGAUACCCGAGCAGGGCGGUCCUUCGCAGCCAGCCGAAGGCGAGCUGCCGGACUGGCUGAUGGAGGCCACCGGAGGGGUGCCGAAAGAAGCCCCCAGAGGCCGCGUGGACUUUGGUUGGGACUACCGAGUUGUCUCCGCGGUGAUUUUCGCGCUUGGCCUGCUUUACGUGGGAAUUCAAGGAUGA